Messenger RNA from Agrilus planipennis (emerald ash borer), 1916 nucleotides. Its product is annotated as putative fatty acyl-CoA reductase CG5065. The transcript has 8 exons. The record is from RefSeq and is a predicted model, not a curated record. Lineage: Eukaryota; Metazoa; Arthropoda; Insecta; Coleoptera; Buprestidae. Gene Ontology annotation, biological process: long-chain fatty-acyl-CoA metabolic process. Bases 189 to 1775 code for a protein of 528 amino acids. Gene Ontology annotation, molecular function: alcohol-forming very long-chain fatty acyl-CoA reductase (NADP+) activity. Gene Ontology annotation, cellular component: peroxisome.
UUUCUUCAAACUUUCAAUAUUACAAGGUAAUUGUGUGUUUAUUUCUUAGUAGCCUGUUCAUAAUUCGUACAAACCAGUCGGUUUUAAGACGCUUUCGGGGGCGGUUUGCUCGGAAUUUCUUGCCAGUCCGCGUCGCGACAUUGUUGCUUUUUAUUGUGCUUUAAAGGAACCUUAAUUUUUUAGUGACGAUGGCCGAAACUCUUCUUCUUCCCCCCGAGGAACGGGGUAAUUGUUCAAUUUCCAGAUGGUACAAAGGAAAAUCCGUUUUCAUCACAGGAGCUACAGGCUUCAUGGGCAAAGUCCUUAUUGAGAAAUUGCUCUAUCAAUGUCCUGAAAUAAAAGAAAUUUACAUAUUUUUAAGAUCAAAAAGGGGACGGAGUCCUGAGCAAAGAAUCGCCGAUAUGUUCAAACUUCCAAUGUUUCAACGUCUUAAAAAGGUGGACCCAGAUGCCAUUAAAAAAAUAAAAUCAAUCCAUGGCGAUAUAAUCCAAGAAAAUUUAGGUCUGAGCACUGCUGAACAAAGUGUUUUAACCGAAAAUGUAUCAGUCAUAUUUCAUUGUGCUGCUACAUUAAAAUUAGAGGCUCCACUUAAAGAUGCUAUCGAAAUGAACACGGCUGGCACCGAAAAAAUUUUGGAACUGGCCAAAAAAACGAAACACUUGAAGGCACUGGUACAUCUGAGUACCGCAUUUUGUUCUGCUGAUUUACCGGAAUUUAGAGAGAAGGUUUAUCCUUGUCCUGACAAUCCCAAGGAUGUUAUCCAAGUGGUUCGAUGGAUGAGAGACGAUGCUCUCGUUAAAGCGACCCCUGCAAUCAUCCACCCCCAUCCGAAUACAUACACUUACAGCAAAAGGCUUGCUGAAACCCUUGUAGCUUCCGAAUAUCCCAAUUUACCAGUGGUUAUUGUUAGACCUUCAAUUGUUACUCCGGCUGGCGUUGAACCUUUACCUGGAUGGGUGGAUACUUUAAACGGUCCCAUGGGUCUUAUGGUGGCUGCUGGAAAGGGUGUUAUACGCUCAAUGCAUGUGAAAGGAGAAAAUCGUGCCCAAGUUGUGCCCGUCGAUCUCGCAAUUAAUGGAAUAAUUAGUGCCGCAUGGAAAAUUGGAACUAUCCAAACUAAACCUAAAGAAAUUCCCGUGUACAACAUGACACAGGAUGCGGUGAAGAAAGUAACUUGGAAAGAAGUUUUGGAUACAGGAAGACAAGUCGGACACGAAUAUCCCUUCGAGAUGCAAAUUUGGUAUCCGGAUGGAGACAUCAGAUCGUCCAAAUUGAUGCAUCAAAUCUGUUGUAUUUUCUUGCACUGGAUUCCGGCAUAUUUUAUCGACUUUUUGCUCUUUGUAUUCCGUCAGAAAAGAUUUAUGGUGAGACUUAUGCACAAAAUAAACGACGGUUUGGAAUUGCUACAGUUCUUUACGACACGGGAAUGGAUUUUCGAUAGUACAAAUUUCUUAGCGUUAGCUGGCGAACGGACGCCGGAAGAUAAGAAAGCAUUUUUGAUAGACUUUAAUAUUAUGACCCCUGAAGAAUAUAUGAAAUUGAGUGUUCUUGGAACUAGGCAAUACUGUAUGAAGGAGGACUUGUCAACGAUACCUAGAUGCAGAAGAAUCCAAAAAGUAUUAUAUAUAAUAGACAGAUUAUUCGCAUUAUUCUUCUAUAUGGGAUUAAUAUGGUUAUUGUGUUCAUUUUCUGAUACUGCCAAAUCGAUAUUUGAUUCUGUUGGAAAGUAUGCCAAAAAUGUACCUGUUGUUGGAUCCCUCGUACCAACUAGUUAAAUUUCCAAAAGAUAGAUUGUUGUUAUAAGUAAAUCAAAUGGUUGAAAAGUAUGUGUAUCAUACUUAAACUCGUUAAAUACUUUUAUGUUGUAUACGUUUUGGUUGUUUUGGAUUUGGUAGGUCUGUUUUUAUACUUUAAUU